Molecule: messenger RNA, 969 nt
Organism: Aspergillus wentii DTO 134E9
Lineage: Eukaryota; Fungi; Ascomycota; Eurotiomycetes; Eurotiales; Aspergillaceae
Product: glycoside hydrolase family 43 protein
Exons: 3
Coding region: 1-969 (322 amino acids)
Biological process (GO): carbohydrate metabolic process
Molecular function (GO): hydrolase activity, hydrolyzing O-glycosyl compounds
Source: RefSeq, a predicted model, not a curated record
AUGCAUUUCUUCCGAGCAAUCCUACAAUUACUGCUCCUAAUUACCACCGUAUCGGCAGAAACAUUCAUCAAUCCACUCAAGCAAACCGACGGCAGUGACCCGUUUAUCGUAUAUGAAGAUGGAUACUACUACUUGACCACGACAACAUGGACAGAUAUCCAAAUUACACGAGCUACAACACUUGAAGGUCUCAAGGCAGGCGAAGUGAAAACCGUCUGGACAGAUGAAACAGCUUCGAGGUGUUGCAACGUCUGGGCACCAGAAAUCCACCAAAUUAAUGGCGUAUGGUACAUCUUCUACACAGCCGGCAGCAGCGACACUCUAGACGACCAACGCUCUUUCGUCCUAAAGGGCGGCUCCUCUCCCUGGGACACAUACAGCUAUCUCGCACAAUUAACACCAGAAUGGGGCAUAGAUGGAACAGUGCUCAGAUUAGACAGCAAAAACUACUUCGUCUGGUCCUGUAUGGUGGACAGCCUUCAAUCCCUCUGCAUCGCCACACUCGAUGACCCAUCCACGCUCGGAACAACGUACACCCUCUCCAAGCCAACCGAGGACUGGGAAACGGUCGAAGUACCAGUAAACGAAGGCCCUGCGCCACUGUAUCACGAUGGGAAAACGUGGCUAGCCUACUCAGCCUCCUACUGCUGGACAGCCAACUACUCGCUCGGGCUCCUCACGUACGACGGCGCAGGCGACCCGCUUGAGGCAACCUCAUGGACGAAAUCCGGUGGUCCGGUAUUCAUCUCUGCCAAUGGCAAUUAUGGAACGGGUCAUAAUGGAUUCUUCAAUAGCCCAGAUGGCACACAAAUCUGGAACGUGUUCCAUGCCGAAUCGAACCCCGAAGGAGCCUGCGAUGGAACCCGAUACACGAUGGCCUUAGAGGUUGAUUGGAACUCUGACGGGACUCCAAAUUUCGGCAGCGCACCUGCAUUAGAUACAGUGCUUGAGGGACCUUCGGGGGAAUAG